AUGCCCUCUCAACAACCACAACCACAACUACAACUACAGCCGGGUGUGAACGAGCACCCGCUCGUCCUUCAAAAGUCGCCCUUUCACUCUCGAUCCAACUCGACCUCCUCCUUCUUUGCCUCCCAUCCUAUCCAUACAACAAACACACAGACCCCUUCAACAGAUCCUCUGCCUCAAAAGCGACUCCGUGUCGCGGUCAUUGGCUCCGGUCUUGCGGGUCUCACCGUCGGUCACCUCCUCUCGUCCCUCCACACCGACCAGGGCCAUGGCGAUCUCGGUGUCGAUGUCCACCUCUUCGAAAAGGCACACUCCCUCGGCAUGGACUCAGCUUCGCUGGCAGUGAAUUGCCCAUGUCAGGCAUGUGCUAUUGCCCAAGGACGAUCUCAUGGAAGUGGCAGACCAGACCAGGACCAGGACCAUAUCCACAUUCAACCCAAUGACACGCAUCUCCAGCAAGGAAGGCGCAUGGAUGUCCCCAUGAGAAGUUUCUUCCCAGAGUACUACCCAAACUUGGUACGACUCUAUCGAUCGAUCGGCGUGAAGUUCCGUGACGCAGAGAAUACCCUCUCAUGUUUCAACGUCGACAACGACAACCAUGCCGCUACAACCACCCCAAAAGUCCAGGACCCCUAUCUCUCCUCAAGAUCCUACAAAGCCUCCCUCACCAGCACGGUUACCUUGCCGGAUGUGCCCCCCUUCUCCAUCCUUAACCCCUUCCCCUUCAGCCGUCGCGUCCUGGGAUAUUGUCGGAUCGCCCGAGACUACCUCCGGGUUCUUUUUGUCUCCAAAGAGUUUCUUUCCAAGGGCCAAAUGAUGGAUAUUGGGAAACAUCCGAUCGAGUGGGGGAACGGACGAGUGGUUUCUUUAAGAGAGUUCCUAGAAGGUGGCGGGUACAGUUUUGAGUUUGCAGAAUUCUUUGUGCCCCUCUUUGCCUGUAUCUGUACUUGCAGUUUUGAACGCAUGAUGGAAUACCCGGCCUGCGUUGUACUCGAGUAUGUGGCGAGGUGCAUGCCCUUUGGGCGUAUGCAGGUUGUUGACUCGAGCGUCAAUGAUGUCGCAGAGGCAUUGUCGGAGAAUAUUCGGAGGGUACAUUAUGGGACCAAGAUUGAGCAUGUCCUUGAUAGCAGGGGUAGGAAGCAACGAAGGAGGAAGGCGAGGAGGGAGGAAGGUGGUGACGAUGGCCAUGAUGAUACCGCUGGAAAUAAGGACGGGGCAGAGACGAGGGGUUCGGGGCCAGUCAUAUUGGUCGAUUCGGAUGGGCAGGAGUGGGCGUUUGAUCAUGUCAUUUUUGCGACGCAGGCCAAUCAGGCCGCUGCCACUCUCGCAGGUGUUCAACGCAGAAAGCGAUAUAAUGACGACGACGACGAGGAUAGUGGUACCGGAAGCAAUGAGAGCGACCAACUCUUGGACUCGAGGCUUUCUACCGCCGCCACCAACAGUGUCAACAACCAAGAUGCCCCCCCAGUCGAUUCGAUCCCUCCCACACACCCGUUCUACGAGUCCAUUAGGACCCUCUCCAAAUUCCCCUACGAGCGAACCCAGGUGAUUGUCCAUACCGACACCACAUCCUUCCUCCCAAAAGACCCCCAGGACUGGCGGCUCCUCAACAUUGCCAAAUCCAGCUCUGCAGAUGUCCUGGCCUCACCCCUCAACCGGAUCUCUAAGGAGCUCGAGCGUGAGAUGGCGUUGCGGUCCAAGAAGGCCAAGUCUCCCCGCACGUCGCUUUUUUCGUUGAGGGUCUCGUCGCCUCUGAGUAAGAGCAACAGUCGGUUCCGGUUACCGCUGUCAAUGAGUCGGAGAGGAAGCAGUCAACUGGGGAUCACGACUAGCCAUUCCCUGAGGGCACACUUCGAGGAUCUGGAGGCGUCUCUCAAGGACAAGGCUGGAUUUAGAGAUCCGGCGACGAUGAGGAGGUAUAAUUCUGCCAUGGCGACUCAUUUGUUGAGAUGGGACAAGAACGUUGCAGGAGAGGCUGGGACUCCAGUUCUGCAGACCACGAACCCCUUGUUCCCACCUCGCCUAGGGACUGUGAUCGCUUCUGCGUGGUUUGAGAGGCCAGUGGUGGAUCCACAGUCGAUGAAGGCCCUGGACGAGCUGCAUCUCCGGAUGGACCGACAGACGAUCCGUCGACGCCGUCAUAACCGCCAACAGAAUCUUCACCAUGGUCAUCACCAACGUACGUCUUCUACUGCCUCUCCUACUACCCGUCGCUUCUUGCAGGACAAGGACAAUGAAGGCCAGGGAGGAGCAGUAAAUGACGAUGAUGAGGAAGUGGAGGAAGAGGAGGAUGUACUAGUAUCGGAUCGAGUCUGGUUCGUGGGCAGCUACGCCUCCCCCGGUAUCCCACUCUCUGAAGGCUGUGUCGUAAGCGCCGUCCAAGUCAUGGACCGGAUCAUCGCCUCAGAACCCUCCCUCUGCCUCGCACCCUCCACCACUGCCUCCGCAGAUUCCUUCCUGAAGAUCGACACCGAACGCCGUCAUGCCCGUCAACAACGCGAGCAGUCCGAGCAACAACAACAAAAGAAGCCAAGUGAAGGAAGGAGGAGUACAGUCAGCUCGACGUACUUUGCCGACUCGUGGAAGGAAGCGUUAUGGAUGGACGAGACCGAUCGAAACCGUGGGCAAGUAGAAGAUAGAUAG
This is a messenger RNA of Linnemannia hyalina, 2640 nucleotides long. The record is from the annotation of a GenBank genome assembly. Lineage: Eukaryota; Fungi; Mortierellomycota; Mortierellomycetes; Mortierellales; Mortierellaceae.